This is a messenger RNA of Microbotryum saponariae, 2398 nucleotides long. Lineage: Eukaryota; Fungi; Basidiomycota; Microbotryomycetes; Microbotryales; Microbotryaceae. The record is from the annotation of a GenBank genome assembly.
AUGUCGGAUCAGAACAACACCUCGAAUGAUCCGUCGGCGCAGUCGAGCGACCCAUCGACGGCGACGAACAGCACGGAUGCUGCGCUCAUCGACAGUGUCGCGCGACUCGACCUCGACAACGGACCACCCUCCAACAACUCGGAGCACUCCGACCCUGCCUCCUCCACAAUAUCCAACCUCGAGCAUGAUGCAAAGCUAAUCAGUAACGGCUCAGUUCAAGGAGCAGAAUCGACGAGGGUAGCGUCUGCUGCUUCAGGCCGACCUCCGCUCGGCACACCCGCCGUCUCGGAACCCGCGCUCUCGACCGCCUCCAGCUCUGGCACCCCGACACUGUCCGCGUCACCACCUCCCAUCCCCAACCCCAUAGGCUCGACGACCAGUCCAGGUGCAGCGCCGCGGCCCGGGAGCGGCGUGCCCCCCCCCUUGUUCCCUCGUGCAACCGCUCCCGCCAGUCUACCACCUUCGGCUGCGACGAGGAAGGCCCCGUUGGGACCGGCGAGCAGUGGGCUCAAGGCUGGUGUAAGAGGUGCUCCGAUAGGUGUAGGAGGGGCUAUGAAGAUCCCACCGAGUCUAGCAGCCAAGAUGGCCGCGGUCAGUCCUUUUUUCUCCUUCUCGUCAUGAGGAUCGCGAUAGAGUUCCGGCCGGACCUAAUCUCUGACGAUAGCCCAUACACAUUUGCAAAACAGAUGAGCUCGCGCAACACGACGCCGAGCCCUACUCCACCAGCUUCUGCGAUGGCUUCUUCCCCGGCGACCCCUUACAGUGGGCCCGUACCGUCGAGCUCGACCGUCUCGUUCCGACCGAGCGCACCGGCGGCCGUGCCAGGAAGGAUGACUGCGACGGGGCCAGCGGCAGGGAGGGGAGGAGGCAUGAUGGCUCGUCGCAGGGCAGGUCCAGGAUUGACUUUGAGUGCGAUGGGAGCAGGGGCUGCGACGUCAUCGCCAGGGGUCGACUCGCCGUCGACCUCGGGAAUGAUCUCGAGUAGUGGGGAUUCUGGACAGUCACUGCCGAGUGUGGCCAGUCCGGGAGCUCGUGAUGGGACAGGAACGCCAUUUUCAAAUUUCAGGAAGAUUGUGUAAGUCCAGCUCACUCUGUGUACUCAUAAGUACCACGCUGACGAUCGGUGCCGACCCUCCCCCCAGUGACCCUUCUGGACGCCUCAACUUUGCCUCCAAGGCGGUGCUGCACGCCGACGGUGUUGACUUUUCCUCGGGAGCCUCGUUCAAGAUCAAGAUGGCGGACUUCGAACUGUUCGAAGAGUUGGGGCAAGGGAAUUACGGCACAGUGCAGAAGGUGUGGCACAAGCCGACGAAAGUGACGAUGGCGCUCAAGGAGAUCCGUCUUGAACUCGACGACUCCAAGCUCAAAACGAUCAUCACCGAGCUCGACAUCCUGCAUCGCGCGACCUCGCCGUUCAUCAUUGAUUUCUACGGCGCCUUCUUUAUCGAUUCAUGCGUGUAUUACUGCAUGGAGUACAUGGAUGCCGGGUCGCUCGAGCUCUUCGCUGGGUGUGAUGUGCCGGAGAACGUGCUUGCGCGAGUUACGAGCAGUAUCGUGCACGGGCUCAAGUUCCUGAAAGAUGAGCUCGCGAUCAUGCAUCGAGGUGAGUACUGAAAGGAUGCGGUAGAACUAGGUCGACAUCCGAGUUGACCUCUUAUUUUCGCGAUUUGUUUCAGAUGUUAAACCCACGAACGUGCUCAUCAACCGCAGAGGCUUUGUCAAGUUGUGCGACUUUGGUGUCUCGGGUCAGCUCGAUCGAUCGAUGGCAAAGACCAACAUUGGGUGUCAAAGCUACAUGGCAGUACGUGCAUAGUGACAUCCACGUUUAAUUGGUCCGCACCUGACCCGACUUCAUUGCCCACUAUUUCAGCCUGAACGGAUCAAGGGUGAAUCGCAAGGUGUUGCCUCGACCUACACGGCCUCAUCCGACGUCUGGUCUCUCGGCCUAUCCAUCAUCGAGUUCGCGAUCGGGCACUACCCUUACCCCCCAGAAACUUACUCAAACGUUUUUGCGCAACUGACCGCGAUCGUCCACGGCGACCCUCCGGCGUUGCCAACGCGAUACUCGGAGACGGCGAGGGAUUUCGUGAUGGGCUGCUUGGAAAAGUCGGCGGUGCGAAGGCCAAACUAUGCUCAACUACUGGUGAGCUCUAAUUUGCUGGUCAUGUGGGGCUGUAUUCCGACGGUCUUGACGCAAUUCGUGGUGCCUAUCAGGAACACCCUUUCCUCAAGGGGGACGUCGGGAGGGAGGUCGACAUGGUCCAGUGGGUGGUGGACGCACUGGCUUAUGUGAGUGUUCUCUGAGGGAGCAAGUGAUCUGAUGCCUACGCUGACCUUCUCCUCUGUGCCUUCGCAGCGAGCCGAGCACCCCAAAAUUGCCACAGUAGCACUCGCCUGA